UGCACACCACAUGGUGUAGCACCGUCACAAAACGACACUACGUUCAUCUUCGUACUUUCUUUCUUGCCUUCAGUCAACAGCUGCUGAUCUAUCUUCCACAUGUGGUUUGUUGUUUAUUAAUAUUACUCUGGCUGGUAUUUAUAAUUUUAGUGAUAAACAAUGGGUAAAAAAGAUAAAAACCAGAAAAAAGGCAAAGGAGCAGAAAAAACAGCAAUGAAGACAGACAAAAAGUUAGCUGCAAAACAAAAAAAACUUAUUUCGAAACUUGGAGAAGAUGAUAUCGAAUCUAUCGUUGCAAAAUACGAAAUAAACGAGAGCAAAUCGGCGAUUGUAGUGGAAUCCAUAUGUCCUCCACCUUCUGCUCGAGUAAACUUCUCUAUAUGUUCCCAUCCAUACAAAGAGGAAUUAUUGCUCUAUGGAGGAGAGCUCUUCAACGGUCAAAAGACAGUAGUUUACGGAGAGUUUUAUUGCUUUAACAUAGAAAAAAAUGAAUGGAAGGAACUCAAAGCUAGUUCCAGUCCUGCUCCUCGAAGUGGUCAUCAAAUGGUAUCUGUUAGCACAGAUGGUGGACAAAUUUGGUUGUUUGGAGGUGAAUAUGCCUCUCCGUCACAACUGCAGUUUUACCACUACAAAGACAUGUGGGUGUUCAGAAUUGCCGAGAAACAGUGGGAAAAAAUAAACGCUCCGAACGGUCCGACCGCUCGAAGUGGACACCGGAUGGUUGCAUCAAAGAAAAACAUUUUCGUAUUUGGGGGGUUUCAUGAUAAUAACAGCUCUUAUAGAUAUUUCAACGAUUUGUAUGCAUUCUCACUGGAAAAUUAUGCUUGGUCGAAAAUAGAAACAAAAGGAGUUCCACCUCCACCGAGAUCUGGCUGUUGUAUGAUAGCCAACCCAGAUGGUAAAAUCACAGUAUGGGGUGGUUAUUCAAAAUCUUCAAUCAAAAAGGAAGUUGAUCGCGGAAUUACUCAUGCUGAUAUGUUUUCUUUAACAGUAGACAAAUCUGAUCCCACGGCAUACAAAUGGACUAGUAUCAAACCUGGUGGCAAAAAACCUCCACCACGAAGUGGAAUGAGCGCUGUAAUGGCAGCGAAUGGUAAAGUAUACGCUUUUGGAGGGGUAAUGGAUACCGAGGAGGACGAAGAAGAUGUACGAGGAACGUUUAGUAACGAACUUCACAUAUUGGAUCCGUCUUCACAUACGUGGAGGAAAGUGGAGCUCACAUCUAAAAAAAAAUUAACUAAACAAACAUCUAACACUGAAUCAACGGCAGCGUCCGAAUCAAAAAUUGACCAAAAAACAGUGGUUCACGAUGACGGUAUAUUCACCACUUCAAUCGGUGGGCCUUCCAACGAUAUGCCUGUCAGUCAAAACGACGUCGAAAUGCUUGAUCUUCCAGGACCUUCGCCUCGAAUGAAUGCAGGCAUGGUUAUAUGUAAAGGCAACCUUUACGUGUAUGGAGGUUUAUAUGAGAGUGGAAGUCGGCAGUACACUUUGAGCGACUUUUAUUUCUUGGAUAUCCACAAGUUAGACCAAUGGAAAACUUUGAUCGCUAACAGCUACACGGAAUGGCUUGGAUCAGAUAGCGAAGAAAGUUCAUCCGAUGAUGACGAUGAUGAUGGCAGUAAUGACAGUUCCGAAGAAGAUGACGAUGAUAGUUCCGAAAUGGAUACUGAUUAGAUGUCAUCUCUGGCGGUUUUAUUGCUUACAUGUCAAUUGUUAAUAAAAUAUCAUCCGCAAGCCACAA
Messenger RNA from Wyeomyia smithii (pitcher-plant mosquito), 1744 nucleotides. RefSeq names its product kelch domain-containing protein 4. The transcript is spliced from 3 exons. The coding region runs from base 160 to 1677 and encodes 505 amino acids. Gene Ontology annotation, molecular function: protein binding. The record is from RefSeq and is a predicted model, not a curated record. Lineage: Eukaryota; Metazoa; Arthropoda; Insecta; Diptera; Culicidae.